This is a messenger RNA of Brugia malayi, 2379 nucleotides long. RefSeq names its product Pou domain - N-terminal to homeobox domain containing protein (gene Bma-ceh-18.2). The transcript is spliced from 17 exons. Lineage: Eukaryota; Metazoa; Nematoda; Chromadorea; Rhabditida; Onchocercidae. Bases 1 to 2379 code for a protein of 792 amino acids. The record is from RefSeq and is a predicted model, not a curated record. Gene Ontology annotation, biological process: regulation of transcription by RNA polymerase II. Gene Ontology annotation, molecular function: RNA polymerase II cis-regulatory region sequence-specific DNA binding; DNA-binding transcription factor activity, RNA polymerase II-specific.
AUGCGACCAUCGAUUGAUACGCAAUGCUUAAAUAUCAAAUACCAGAUGGCUUUCAGUUUCGGAGCAAUGUGCAUACUUCCCGGUUCGUUCAUUUACCAGAACAAGAACAAAAUUGGAUAUAAACACAUACGGGAAGCCGUGAAAUUCAUCGAUUUUUGGCCAAAAAUGUCAAGUAUGUUUAUUAAGUGUACUUCACGAGACAACAAACCUAGAAAUGAACCUGCUAAUACAAAUGCGGGAAGACCUAUGGAAGGCAUAUCGAAGAAUUUUGCAAACGUGUUAAGUAAUGUGCCAGUUGGUGGAACAGUCUCAUUUCAGGUUACAGCUUAUAAAAGAGCAAGUGAGGAAACUUUGGUGACUGAUACAUCUGAUGUUGAAGCAAGCACGAGUACGGCUUUAAGCUGCAGGAAUAUAUCAUCAAAUAGUCUCCUCGAUCGGCGGCAACCACUAGUUAGUAAGGCGGAUAACAGCGUUUCCAGAUCAUCGUGCAAACGCAAAUCAGCCUUGCCAAAAAAACGACCCAGCACUAUACAGGAGCCUAUGAUCAUAAGUGCUGAAACGGGUGAAGCUGUCGAUGAUGAUGCCGCUCUUACGGAAGAUUCGGUUUGUUCAUCAGGAAAUGAUAUCGUCGGCAAGGAUUGCAGAUUUGGUGGCACUGAUUUACAACGAUUAUUGUCAGUGACAGAGAAAUGCGUACUUCCAAACUUGUGUGGUGCAACGAAUGCAAGGAAUAUUUUGUAUUGUGAUAACGAAUUCCUGAAUGGUGAAAUUAAAUCGGAACAUUGGGAAACUUCAUCGAUCUCUUCUUCCGAUAUACUGAUGAUAGAUACACGAUCAAACAGCUUAUCGUUGUUAGAAGAUGUUGAUGGAAAACAACAAACUAUGGAAUGUGUGGAAUCGUCUAUUAUCACAGAUAUAAUUGACUAUGUGGAUUCUACUGAAUAUAAUACGGAUUCAUCAAAGGCUUUUCAUGAACCUGUGGAUAUACAAAUUACCGAAAAUUCACCUUCACAAACCGAUAGUUCAGUAGACAGAACAAAUAAAUAUCAAGAAGCGACCGAUACGAAAAUUUGCAACUUCUCUGAACAAUUUGUGGGUCAACGGAAUGGUUCGAUUAUAUCAAAUUUGAAUGAUGUCUUGAUUUUGAAUGCUGCAAUAAACAGUUUUCUUUGGGCCAAUGCAGCUACCGGGACGGAUGGAGCAAAUCCUUUCAUUACUCCGGAAAUGCUUGCGUCACUCUCAGCUGCUGAUUUAUCAUCCUCUUUAGCCGUUCCAUGUGCUUCCAACCUUACCGACAGUCUGAUAAGUGUUGAUCAGCAGCAAAGCGCAAAUAUGUUGCUCUUAGAAGCAGUUGCUGCUGCUAGAGGUGCAGGAACGAUGCGAGAUUUACUAGGGAUUACAUCAACAAAUGACGCGGCAGCGAUUGAUGUUAUGAGUGGCCAUAAAUCGAAAUUAUCUGCAGUUUCAUCAAUGUCUGCUACAGCGGAAAUUGUUCCUACCAGUGCUCCAAAUAUCUUUUUUAAUGAUGAUCAUGAUGGAAUGAGCAAAAAACACGAUCAGCGUUUAGGGGAUCAUUUUUCACACAAUGGUAGAGCAGCGUCUGCUGGCAAAAAUGUUAAUGUGGUAAAAUUGGGUGAUACAAAACGUCAAUCGAAUAAGUGCAAAAUUAGUGAUAUAAAAUUGAGCAUUAAAAAGCGAGCAAACGAAGAGAUUCUGAGCAGUGCAGCACGUGCAAUUACUAAGGAGGAAAAGAUUGAUUUGGAUGAGCUGGAAAAUUUUGCUCAAACAUUCAAAAAGCAACGCAUCAAAUUUGGUUUCACGCAAGGUGAUGUUGGUCUUGCUCUUGGGCGCCGUUAUGGGACUGAUUUUUCGCAAACAACUAUAUCACGUUUCGAAGCACUAAAUUUAUCCUUUAAAAAUAUGUGCAAAUUACGUCCAUUGCUCAAAGAAUGGUUGGAGGAUGCAGAAGCGGCAUUGGCCAACGGCGCUACUAUCAGUGAUCUCUUGGAUGCACCGUCUAGAGAGCCAACUCUACAAUAUCACACAUCGGUAAUACAUUUACCGUUGAAUAAUAACAAACCGAGCUCUUUAAUGAGCAUUAAUGCAAGCAGUGGUAAUAAAAUGCUAAGCGACGAGUCACCAUCACCAAAUGGAUCUACUGUGUGCAGUUCAGGCACUGCUGGUGGUGUUCCGCUGAAAAAACGUCGCAAACGAACCAACUUGGAUUUAGCACAACGUUCAGCACUGGAUGCUUACUUUGAUAUGAACCCACGUCCGGACCACAAUAGAAUGGCGGAAAUUGCCGAAUUAGUAGGGCUAGAUCGAGAUGUAGUUCGCGUAUGGUUUUGCAAUCGACGACAGAAACUUCGUAAAGAAUAA